AUGCCGCAGCAGGAUUCCAUUAAAGAUGUGCGGUAUGAGACAAUUACAGGCUUUCAGAACUGCACUUCACAUUGUGGUAGUGCUGGCAAGAGACAAAGAGACGAGAAACUUGUCAUCCUGAUCUUCGGGAUGCCAGUCCUGGAGGACACACUUUACUACUCCAACAUUAGAUCAGAUGUACAUGAAGGUAAUGAAGAUGAAAGAGAAGUGUUGGUACAAGAACAGAGGUACUGUCGAACUCGGGCUCGCAAGCUUUCCCUGGAAACAAGACGCAGACGAAAGGCUCUAGAGGAGAGAAGGAAACAGUGGGAUGUUCAAGAGCAGAGACUGAGGGAGAAUAUUCUACAGCAGCGCCAUCAGAGGGUCCAGGAUGCCACAGAGAACUUCCAAAGAGCUCAUCUCUCUCCUUCCCAGAGAAAAAGACCAGGCGCCUUUAAGAGAAGAACACUCAACCUUGAUGAAGCACUUCAUCAUAUUCAGAGCAGUCCGCACUUAUACACUCAACAAUCUCCAUUUUUGGCAAGUGGCUCCACCAUUAGCAGGAGCUGCACUCCCUCCCCAAAGCCUUUAGGGGGCGCCCGUCACCUACAUGCCUUAUCUGCAGCUGAGGCCUAUGCCAAACUCCUGCAGGAGAAGAGUCUGAGUAACUUCAAGAACAACCAGCUGCUCUUCCUCAGUGAGCAACAGGAGACCCAGGCCGCUCUGAAAGAAAAAGAGCAGGCCGAUCUACAGGAGUAUCUUGAUACCCCAAAUAGCGAGACAGAGAGUCUGUCUAGUCUGGACAGCUUAGAGAACGGAGACACUCAGAAGACCCAAGACACUACACCGGUUUGUUGCUCCGACCAGAGCACCACCUGUACCCAGUCUUUCUACCUUCCUGUGGAUCCCCCUAAACUCCAAGACCCCAAAAAUCCUCCAACAGCAUUCAGACAUUCCAACAACCCAUGUUCACCAUCUCAUCACUCCACUUCCGUAGCAAAGAGUUUCCUGGAGGAGUUCUUAAAUCAGACAAGCAAACUCAAUCUCAACUCACCCUCACCAAAGAAUCGUGAGUCAACAGAAGAAAACAGGAGUCUCCGGAAUUGCACGCAAGAAAGAUUUGUUAACUCAAAAGACCAAUUGCAGACCUUCAACACCCAUAAUUGCCAAAAAGAACUGACUCAGCAGGACUUAGCUACUAAUUCAGAACAUAUGACUCAUGAUAAUCACAGAAACGCUCAAAGGAACAUUUUGAAAGACAAAGGAUCUGUGGUUGCCCACUGCAAAACACAAGCCGUGCCAGAUACCACACCCUUGGAAUCCUCAAGUCUGACUAAAGACUUUAAGUCAGAAUCCAAGCAGCAGACAAGAACCCUGGAGGAAAAAUAUGCUAAACAUUUAUCAGAAACACAGACAGCUCUUCCAGCCGGCAAAUGCAAACACAGCAACAGUUCAUUCGAAGCCUUUUCGUGCUCCUCUGCCCAUCUUAGCAUAACGUAUCGGACUGACACAAGAUCCCCCAACAUACAACCAAUAGAAGAACUGAGUUCUUCACAGUCAAAUCAACGCAAACCAGAUGUAUAUGCUGCCACAGGGCUCAAGAUAGAAUCCAAACCGCUGAGCAUGGAGGAGAGUAUAAGCAUAGAUCCUAAAAAUGAAACGGAUGUCACCAAAUUGGAAAAAGCUGGAAUGCUGAAUUCUUCUAAAAGCACGGAAGAACCAAACGGAACAUCUGCAGACCCCUUGACACAUUCACCCCCUAACAACAAUGUCAGAUUCCUGAAAGGGAUCCUUAAAAACCAUUUAAAAUCCAAAUCAGGCAAUGUCAAAUUCACUUAUACUCCUGGCCAUUUGCUUUUCACCAAAGAAGUGGCUAUAUUAAUCCGGGACAGUGUAGAGCUGGCCAGGACAAAACUCAAUGAGCCAGAGCAGAAUAGGGCAGUUAAGAAGAAACUACGCUGGUUUGAUGAGGUAGAUGGAGUUGAGGGGGUGGACAGAGUGUUUAGAGACCCCGGCAGGCAUGCUAACCUGCCUCAACCAACCCAUAAACAGUUCUCUGCAGAUCACUCGGACCAUGUGAAUUUCACAGGGGUAUCAAAGAACAUCUCCAAUAAGACCUCUGCUGUCACCGCUGGGCCCCAAUCCACUAGACGGGCCUGGGCAGAUGUAGGGCCCCAAGAAAGCCGUACACAGGAGCCCACCUCUCAAAGAAGAGCCUUCUGCACUGAGGGCCCACGGACUCCCCGGAGAGCGCGCUCAGCCAGAGUCGGCUCGUGUCCCGUUACCUCCCGGGCCAGGAAGGGCACUAUCAUCAGACCACAAUCUGCCAGGGAAGCGCAACAUGUGGCCAAGAAUCAGGGGAAGAUUUUGGUGCCUCGUCCCCCUCCAAAACCUGAAGCUGUGGAGUGUAACCUAGCUGAGGGUCCCGUGUACAUCUCAAAGGCAUCGUGCAAUGACGAUGGUGUACAGAGCAGACCGGAUCUGCAGGAUCUGGCCUUUUGCAAAGACACUCCAGAUAGCCAGGCAAUAGUUCAUCGACCUACCCUCAGAAUAGAUGCUAUCUGUUCACCAGUGCUACCCUACUGUACCUUCACCCAUGAGACAGGCAUCUGUUCCCUCUCCCCUCCAGAUGCCCCUGCACACAAUGCCAGGCGCAGGUGUGGAGAGAAUGGGAUAUGUUUGGACCGGACUCCAACAGAUGAGGAGAUCUCACUGCUCUGGCAUGGAGUCCGAAGUGCUCUCGCCAGUAAAGACGGUGACCCUCAAAGUCUGUCCCAUGUCACUAUCAAUGGUGAUAGUCUGAUCAGUGGUGUCAAAGGAGCCUCAAAAAUGGGUGGAUUUUUCUUGUCUUCCUCUAACAUGAGAAGUCCAAUAAGGAGACAGGCUAUGGAGAGUAAUAUGGUGAAGAGCCGAGUUUCAAUGGAAAACAGCAGGAACCAAACUGCAAGAACAACACAGAGAAAGCCUAGUUUUCCUUAUCAGGUCACUGUGCCAAGUCCUCUAUAUCCAAAAAAGAAUGGUCAUGCAACUGACAGUGAAGGCCCAGAGGUGUCAGACGGUGCUCAUGAAGUAGAGGACUGUGCUCAGACCCAUAAGAUCUCCAACGGUCCGAUUGGAACAUUGAGCCAGAGAAUACAGUCGCUCAGUGUCAGCACUGUGUCACAAGAGGAGCAGAAGAUCCUGCAGUCACUCGAGAGACUUAAUCAACGCCUGCAAUAUGUGCAAGAUACAGCUGGUGGCAACCCAGCAGUGAGGGGCAUCUUUACUUUGGGUCCUGCAUUUAACCAGACCGGUGAGACUGUAGGUGUCACCGUGCGUAGGCGAGGAGCCUCUGCUGAUAAUCGCACCCGAACUCAACAGCGUUACUGACUACACCUCCCAUGAUCCACCACUCCCUCAAGCACCCUCUCUCAAAUGCACUUAGCAAAUCUUCAAACCUUAUGAUUAUAUGCUGUAUUUUGUUGAGAUAUACUCUAAUACUUUAUCUUAGUGCUAUUUAUUUGUUUUUUAAAGGCAUAGUUCACCCAAAAAUGAACAUUUGCAGAAAAUGUACUCACUCCCUGGCCAUCCAAAAUGUAAAUUUAUAUUUUUUUUUUUCAUUUGGACAGAUUUGGAGAAACUUAGCAUUCCAUAACUUGCAGCUCACAAAUGAAUCCUCUACAGUGAAUGGGUGCCGUCAGAAUGAGAGUUCAAACAGCUGAUGAA
This is a messenger RNA of Carassius carassius (crucian carp), 3684 nucleotides long. RefSeq names its product centrosomal protein of 126 kDa-like. NCBI's taxonomy places the organism in Eukaryota, Metazoa, Chordata, Actinopteri, Cypriniformes, Cyprinidae. Gene Ontology annotation, biological process: cytoplasmic microtubule organization; non-motile cilium assembly; mitotic spindle organization. The record is from RefSeq and is a predicted model, not a curated record. The transcript has 13 exons. Gene Ontology annotation, cellular component: midbody; ciliary base; centrosome. The coding region runs from base 1 to 3348 and encodes 1115 amino acids.